This is a messenger RNA of Haliotis rubra (blacklip abalone), 1691 nucleotides long. Its product is annotated as E3 ubiquitin-protein ligase TRAIP-like. Gene Ontology annotation, molecular function: zinc ion binding. The transcript is spliced from 3 exons. The record is from RefSeq and is a predicted model, not a curated record. NCBI's taxonomy places the organism in Eukaryota, Metazoa, Mollusca, Gastropoda, Lepetellida, Haliotidae. The coding region runs from base 132 to 1463 and encodes 443 amino acids.
ACUUCUCCCCGGAAGUAGACUGGCGAAUUUCGUAAUCAAUCGGCGGGAAGGACGAAUGAGUUGCUCCGCGAUCAAGAUAAACAACUCAGUUGUCCAGAUUAUAGAUGUAGAGGAUCAUUGUCAACUUCAUCAUGAGAGCUCAGUGUUGUAUAUGUGCAGACCUCUUUGAAAAUGAUGACAAUAUCAACAUCGCAGCAGUUCCCUGCGGACAUACAUUUCACGAAGAAUGUGUCAUGAAGUGGGUGGAGUCUUCUAGCUCCUGCCCUCAGUGUCGUAAAUAUGUAAACAAGAAGCAGGUCAUUCGGAAACUCUACUUUGAUGCAGGAGACGAACCAGAUGAGAAGGAGAAAGACCCUGAUAAACUCCAGAAUGAGUUGUUGACUUUGAGAACCAAAUUGAAACAGCGAGAUCGAGAGAAAGCAGAAUUAGAAUCGUCAAAAGACUCGCUGCGAAAGAAUGUACGUGACAUGGAGGAAAGCAAGUCCGCAAUACAGAAGUUGUUGAAACAGGAAGAAGGAACCAGUUCAUCGUUACGGAAGCAGUUGGCAUACUUUGAGUCACAACAGAAGGCGCUAAAGACUGAAAGAGAGUCGUAUAAACGUGCACAAACCAAGUUGGCAGCGAUGCAGCACGUGGAGGGAUUACUGUCAGGUUGUGAAAGUGAUGCAGAGUCCAUCCUGGAACAGUACGGAGAAGGGAAGUCAGCAUCGAGGCAGCUUGCCCAUUUCUGUUCCAUCAUGAAGCGAGAAUAUGAACAGGCCAAAACUGAAAAAAGAAUCCUGAAGGACCAGCUUGAUAAAGUGAGGCGUGAGUUGUGCACCAAGACCCGUCUUCUGUCAGAGUGUAGCAAGGAGCUCCAGUCAUUGAGAGACCACUUCACCCAGUCAGAGGAAGACCUCAAACAUGCAGAGAAAGAUAAAGAAAAAAUGAGGAAAAAAAUUCAUCAUCUAAAACGAGCAAUAAAAAGUCCAGAUUGUGCUAGUUCCAGCUUUGUUGCAACAUUGACUGAAGACAGUCCUGCAUUUAUCACUCCUGUGAAACCUGGUCUUCAGGGGAGCAAAGAUGGUAUCAUUGACCUUGAAAAUACACCUGACCCUAAACUGGCCUUGACACCCGAUUUGUUCAAGGAUACUCCAACAACUGAGGCCAAGAAGCACUGCGUUGAAAAUAAUAUGAAAUUUGUGAAAAUUAGCACUGCUUCAACACAAAACCCUGCCAAACGAGCAAGAAACGAAUCAAAUGAUCCGAAUCAUUUAACAGCUUUGGGGUCCUUGAAUAUUUUCAAGAAGAAGCAAGGCCCAUGUUACCCCUCUGUGUCGAGGAAGGGUUACGAUGGACUUGGGGGACAUACAACAUUUACUCAGGGGUUAGGUGGCAAACCCAAAUUUGCUGUGAGAAAAACAAAACCAACACUGUCCAAGAGAAAGGACUGCCGGGCAGCCCGAUUUACCAUCUCUUGGUGAUUUCCUUGAGUGAUAUAGGAAUAAAGAACCAUGCUCUUUGUGAUAAGUGAUUAUAGCAUGGCCCCCAAAAUGGAUUCUAUUUAUCAAAUUCAGGUGUCAAGUUCAUCAGUAACACUUUGAGGGACUUCUUUUCAUACAGGUACUGGUUUGUGUCAGUGUUCCUGUAAUAUUUAACCGCACACAUUUGAUUAAUUGAUUUCUGACCCGUGAAGAUAUGGGCAAGAAUUG